This is a messenger RNA of Cuculus canorus (common cuckoo), 8742 nucleotides long. It is a transcript of the gene PATZ1, whose product is annotated as POZ/BTB and AT hook containing zinc finger 1. Gene Ontology annotation, biological process: negative regulation of transcription by RNA polymerase II; regulation of immune system process; regulation of cytokine production. NCBI's taxonomy places the organism in Eukaryota, Metazoa, Chordata, Aves, Cuculiformes, Cuculidae. Gene Ontology annotation, molecular function: DNA-binding transcription factor activity, RNA polymerase II-specific; protein binding; RNA polymerase II cis-regulatory region sequence-specific DNA binding. The transcript has 6 exons. The coding region runs from base 59 to 2161 and encodes 700 amino acids. Gene Ontology annotation, cellular component: nucleus. The record is from RefSeq and is a predicted model, not a curated record.
AGCAGAGGCGGGCGGGGAGCGCGCGCCCCCUGCGGGUGGCGGCGGGUGGCGCGGCCCCAUGGAGCGGGUGAGCGAGGCGGGCGGCGGGGCCGCCGCGGGCUGCUACACGUACCAGGUGAGCCGGCACAGCGCCGACAUGCUGCACAGCCUCAACCAGCAGCGCAAGAACGGCGGCCGCUUUUGCGACGUGCUGCUGCGCGUGGGCGACGAGAGCUUCCCCGCGCACCGCGCCGUGCUGGCCGCCUGCAGCGAGUACUUCGAGUCGGUGUUCAGCGCGCAGCCGGGCGACGGCGGCGGCGCGGAGGGCGCGGAGUCGGCGGCCGGCGCAGCGGCCGGCGGGCGGGAGCUGGAGAUGCACACCAUCAGCUCCAAGGUGUUUGGAGACAUCCUGGACUUCGCCUACACCUCGCGCAUCGUGGUGCGGUUGGAGAGCUUCCCGGAGCUCAUGACGGCCGCCAAGUUCCUGCUGAUGCGCUCCGUGAUUGACAUCUGCCAGGAGGUCAUCAAGCAGUCCAAUGUGCAGAUCCUUGUCCCCCCCACGCGCCCUGACAUCAUGCUUUUCCGCCCGGGGGCUGCAGACCUCAGCUUCCCUCUUGACAUGACCAACGGUGCUGCCUUGGCGCCCAAUGGCAAUGGCAUCGCAGGCAUGCCCGAAGAAGAGGCAGCACGGGCAGCGUUGACUGCUGCGCAGUCCUCCCUGCCUGUCCUACAGGGCGUGGACCGCCUGCCCAUGGUGGCAGGGCCGCUGUCUCCGCCGCUCCUGGCCUCCCCUUUCCAGAACGUUGCUGCGAGUGCCCCCACCCUGGGCACAAAGAGGGGCAGAGGGCGUCCCCGAAAAGCCAAUCUCUUGGACUCCAUGAUGUUCGGCACCCCCGGAGGCCUGCGAGAGGCCGGUAUCCUGCCCUGUGGCCUCUGUGGGAAGGUGUUCACGGAUGCUAAUCGUCUUCGUCAGCAUGAGGCUCAACAUGGUGUGACAAGCUUACAACUGGGUUACAUAGACAUCCCAGCCCCAAGACUGGGUGAAAAUGGUGUUCCUGGUCAGGACGACCCCGAUGCGCCCCGCAAAAGAAGCCGGACGAGGAAACAGGUGGCCUGUGAGAUCUGUGGCAAGAUCUUUCGGGACGUAUACCACCUGAAUCGGCACAAGCUGUCGCACUCCGGUGAGAAGCCUUACUCUUGCCCGGUGUGUGGCUUACGGUUCAAGCGGAAAGACAGGAUGUCCUAUCACGUUCGAUCUCAUGAUGGCUCUGUGGGAAAGCCCUACAUCUGCCAGAGCUGUGGGAAAGGCUUCUCCAGGCCAGACCACCUGAACGGGCACAUCAAGCAGGUGCACACCUCGGAGAGACCCCACAAGUGUCAGCAGGAAAAUGGCAGCCACCAUGGAAUAAGCUCAGAGACAUCCACAUCCAUAGAAAAGUUGAAACUUCAAGAGACCUGUAAUGCUUCCUUUGCCACCCGUGACCGACUGCGCUCACACCUAGCGUGUCACGAAGACAAAGUUCCCUGCCAGGUGUGUGGGAAGUACUUGCGAGCCGCGUAUAUGGCCGAUCAUUUGAAGAAACAUAGUGAAGGACCAAGCAAUUUCUGCACUAUCUGUAACCGAGGUUUCUCCUCUGCCUCCUACUUAAAGGUCCAUGUUAAAACCCACCACGGUGUUCCCCUUCCCCAGGUCUCCAGGCACCAGGAGUCCAUCCCGAAUGGGGGAGCAGCGUUCCACUGCGUCAGGACCUAUGGCAUCAAAGAAGGCCAGAAAUGCUCACAUUCGGACCCGAUUGAGAGUUCUGAUUCAUACGGAGACCUCUCUGACACCAGUGACCUCAAGACUCCUGAGAAACAGAGCACCAACGGGUCCUUCUCAUGUGACAUGGCAGUCAGCAAAAACAAAGUGGAGACGGAAGGAGAGAAGAAGUACCCUUGCCCUGAAUGUGGCAGCUUUUUCAGAUCUAAGUCUUAUCUGAACAAACACAUACAGAAAGUUCACGUCAGGGCUCUUGGUGGCCCACUGGGGGACCUCGGUCCUGCUCUAGGAUCCCCCUUUUCACCCCAACAGAACAUGUCUCUCCUGGAGUCAUUUGGGUUUCAGAUCGUCCAGUCAGCGUUUGCGUCAUCCUUAGUGGAUCCAGAGGUCGACCAGCAACCAAUGGGGCCAGAGGAGAAAUGAGAUCAGCUGGCUCUUCACAAAGCAAAGCAGCAGUCUGGCUGUAAUGAUAAGAUGCUGUGAAUGAACGAGGAAAUAAUGAAAUUUGGUUCUAUAGCUGAGAAUUUUUUAUUCAUUUUAGCUUCCCUCUUUGUCUCAUGCCUAUUCCACCUUUAAACCUUCCCUGGAGAGAGGGAGAAAGUGCUUCUGAGCUGAUCAAUUACAGAAGAUGGUGACCUUGAAUAGGAGAUAUGUCCUAAAACACCAAAUGGAGUUUUAGAGGAUGCUGCUGGUGUUUCAUCAUGAUCUUCUAGGAUAAGUAAAAGUUGCCAGCACUGAUCUGAGAAUUAGACAGUCCUAGUGACCGAGGCACCAGAGGAGCUACAGCUGCAGGGCACUCUGCUUCUGUUCUCUCUCUAUUCCCCACCUUCCCUAACUUGCCUCAGAAAAACAGUAAGUUUUAGAAACAGACCCAUUAUUGACCCAUUAUUGAAUAUAACAUUAAGAAAAAUGCCCUGUGGUACCUAGCAGGUUACAAUGCAAUUGUCCUUUCAAAAACAAAAAUUUAAAGAAGGUGAGAGAAUUUGUCCCCCUUCUGCCAUUUGUGAGGCUGUGAGUGCUGCAGCAGAACUGAACUGCUGACAAAAAUCACCAUGCAGAACAGGUUGGUUUUGUUACUUUUAAUGAUUAAACUUGCUGUCCGUUUUUUAAUUCUCUAUUAUUAUUAUUAUUAUUAUUUUAGGACCUGUUGUAGUGAAAUGCUACUGAAAAGCCAGUCUAAGGCAAUACACAGAGCACUCUGAAAACAGCAGUCACAUUAGGGUUAGUAUUAAUUUUUUUUUAAGAUGUACCAUAAUUAAUAACUUGGCUAGUUGGUUGUUUUAAGUCUAUGAAAGAAAUAGUUUUAUGGAAAAAAAAAAAGAAAAGAAAGGAAGGAAAAACACCAUUGCAGUCUGGUUGACUGGUGCUCAUUUUUCAUAUAGGGAGCUAGGGUGUAAACAUGCUCAGCUAUCGGGUAACACUAUGUACCACUGACUUGUUUAGUGUGAAUAAACCCAGGGGUUUAUUUUGGGGUGAUUUUGGUUAAUUGGGUUGGACUAUUAAAGAAGUUAGUACGUAACUUUGCAUCCCCUUGUUCUGUCUGGUUUUUGAGAAACUUCGCCACCUGUCACAAAGGUGUGCAAACGAGAACCAGUAAAUAGGGCAGUAAUCUCUCUCUGCAUGGUACCGCACUUCCAGUGACCUGGGCUGUUUGGCUGCAGUUGUGUUCUCUUGAUAUGCCUCUAGUCAGAUUUGCAAAAGCUGGUUGUACUCCUUCCUUUUCCAGAGAAGGGAGUUUCUACUAUAAGAGAUGAGAAUUGCAAACAGCGUCUGUCUGAAAAAGAAUUGAUUACAGAAUGCAAAGAAGCUGGUCUCUAGGCUGUUGGAGGUUCCAUUUGAUCUGAAAGAAUGCAGAAAUAAUGGGGUUUUUUUUGACCCUCCUCUUCCCAUGUAAGUUGUCAAGGUCUUUAUGUACCAAAUCCAGGUAUAAAUGUUGUUUAAUUAACACAGGGUUAGGAGUUAGGAAUGCUCUGAGUUAUAAUGAUGGCUCUGUGGUUGAUGCCCAAAGUCACGUAGGUCAGCUCACUAAUUUGUUCCUUAAUUCCUCAUCUUUGAAAAAGUUUUCUCACACUUGCUGUCAGGUUAAUGAACAAAGGCUUAAGCAGUAAUUGGGUAAACAAAGUUGCUGUGUGUACUGAAUACAUCCAGAAAGGUCCUCCUGAAGAGCCCCAGUCCCACACCAGACUUGCAUUCUGUGAAACAGUAGCUGUCUCCACUGUUAAGAUGGUGCUGGAGCAGGACAGACCGCGUCCUGCAGGAGACACGUCUGUGUGAAAUGUGAAUGCAGCCACAAGCUGCGGUUGGGCCACAACCUGUGUUGCCCAGGUGCUCCUGAUCUAACCCCUGCGGCUAAUGCAAGACUGUGAUAAGACACAUUUCUGUUUUGGUUUUGUGUUAGAAUUAUAGAGCCUUUUGUGAGCAUAUGGAUUUUGGAAUGGUGCCCUAAGUUCUACAGACUUAGAAGCCCCAGCUUCCUCUUCUGAGAAGCUACUUUUUUGUACUUGUUCUCGAGUAUUAUAAAGCAAGGAUAAAUAAUCAAUGGCUUUUUCUUUAUAGCACCAGCACUUUCUAACUUGAGAGCAUGUUGCAGUGGACUUUUGCUAUAAAUCUGUGUUGUGAGACUGAAGAACAUGUUGUUUUCCAUUCAUCUUCCUCAAGAAUCCCUGGAAUAGUUAUGAGAUGUAUUUAAAAGGGGGGAAAACCAAAACAAAACAACCCGCCUUCAAACUAAAGCUUUGUGGAAUUUCUAUUAAUGUACUGGUAAUCUUAAUUGGAAAAUGGAAACAGGACAUUUGGGAAAGGUAAGAUAACAUUUUAAAACACCUUACAAAUCCAGACCAUCAUGAGAUGGCUUUGUAAAUUGCCAAGCAAGUCCAGGUACAGGAGGCUUUCCAGUCAGCGUAACAAUUCACCAGGAUUAGCAAAUGCAGUCACGGUCACUCUGAUUCACUAGCGGCUCACAUUUAAGCCACCAGGAAAGUUUGAAUUGAAGCUGUAUUCUGAAAGAUGUAAGUUUGUGUCCCUAGUGUUCCUACAUGCACUGAGAGAGGGUGCACUUGUUGCAAAAUUCAACUCCGAAAGCCAGGUUAAGGAUAUAAGAUGUUUUCAGCCUACACUGAGCUCCACUGACAUUGGUGUUACCAGUGGGUUGGAUUUUGGCUGUGUGUGUCUGAAUUUAAUUUUGAACACUACAGAAUUUAACCUGAUGAAAGAAAUGAAAAGCCUUGAACUAGAAAGGAAGCUGCCUAAAACACUAACUCUGCAUUUUGCUCGUCAAAGAAAAUGCUUACUAAGUUGUCAUGAAUACAUUGAAUGAAAGCUACUUACUUCUCAGUCUAGUGGACAGGGGAAACAAUCGGGCAGGACGUUAAUGAUCCUGAAAUGACAGUCCUGGGUCAUCCUGAUGUAAAAGGGUGAGAUUUGCACCAGCCCAAGAGACUGGUGUGGAUUCAUGCCAGCAGUAGGCUGGGCAGAUCUUUAGCAGCGAUGUAUUUUCAGAGUGUUUUGCUUCUUUGGGAGCAUAGUGUUCCAUUUUGGAUAGUAAUGUACUUUCAGAAAUGUCUGCUUUUCCUAGAACGGAAGACAGAUCCGAAUAGAAAACUCAGCCUUGUAAGUUCAAUUCAGAGGUAGAAGGGGAAAUGAUUAACAUGCCUUGAGCUGCAGGCUCCCUUAACUUCUCUCCAUUCUGUUUUUAAUUGGCAUAUCAGUGUGUAGAUGAUAGUUCUCAUGUUGGGCCAGCCCUCCUUCCCUUGUCAUCUUUGGUGGGACUGCAGUUCAGUGCUGGAGUCUGCACUUCCCUACCAGGAAUGGAACUGCGGUUCAUUCAGUUCAUUCAAAUUUUGAUAAUGAGAGUUACAGUAUUUCUUUGCGUUAUUGAAGUCCAUUAAACCCCUCAACUGAGGCUCAGGCUCUUGUGUAUUUAGUGUGAUGAAAACAUCUUCAAACAUUUAUAAUCUAACCAUUAAAAACAGACAAAAAAGGAAUAUAUACUCCUAGGGGAGUGAGUGAAUAAAGAUGGACUAAAAACCACUUGCAUGCAUGCUUAAGUCUUCUGUUGAAUGUAGGGGCACAGACUUAUUGUCAGGCUUCUUUGGAUGUCUGAAUUGACCUUUAUAUCCUGUUUUUCUACAACAAAUGCAAGGUAAAGCAAUGUAAUGGGACUUUAUUCCAUACUGAGUUGAGUGACUUGACCUUGCAUUUGUCAUGUGCUAGAUGUGUGCAGUCAGAUGUGGUGUAGCUCACCUGAUGCAUGGUAACGUGGUGCCUGUGAGCUCGUAAUCUGAAGUGAUUUGCCCAUGUUGACAUGGGAAAUUGAUAGCAGAACCAGAAACUGAACACAGAUUUUUCCUUCUCUCAAUCCAGUGCCUUAACUCUGGUAGGGCAAAGUAGUCUGUGUUGGGGGAGAUGAUUGUUUUGUUUGUUUUUAAAGCCUAGAACAAUAAGAUGGUGUGGAAUUGGUCUUCCUGCCAAUCUUUGGCAUAAUCACAAAUGCCCAGUCGCAAUUUUAGACCUGUUUGAGUGCCAGUGACUUGGGGAAUAUUGAUUUCCCACAUAUUCCCUUAAAUUAUUGUUUCCUCCCUCAGCUGCUGUCAGCAGUAAGGAAUGACUUGAAUAGAAGAGCUGUGUAACUGAAUGUCUAUCUAACUCAACUAAUUGAAUUGAUAGUAUGAAAGCUAACCUAGAUUUUGUAGGCUCUGUUGUAACUUUAGUGUCUUGUUUUUUCACUAAAUCUUUGUUCUUAGAAAUCAAUAUCUGAACUUCUGUCUUGAGACUGGAGUGGGGUGCCACCUCCAGCUUUGAUUUUUUUUUAAGGUGCUUGCUUGAGGAAGUAGAUGCCAAAGUAAACUUGAAAGGAACUCCAGACUUCAGUGUUGAAAAAAACAAAUGGAGGGCAAGAGCUGUCUUUGGAUUUCAUGAGAGAUAAAUGGACAAAGUAAAAAAGAGCUACCAAAAUUUUCAGUAAUGAAACAGAAAAGGCUUUUCUUUAUCACCCACAAAUAUAAUCAGAUAUUUUCAAUUGUUCCGCAUGGCAGAAACUCUGAGAGCAAAUGCCAAACAAAACCACAGAAUGUGUUGGCAUUCUCAGCAUUAUGAAUAUACCUUAACAGCAUUACAAAUAUUUUAAUGUAUUUUAAGCCAGCUUUUUGCCAUCCACCGUUUGCCUGGGUGCAGUACCUGAGUUUUAACUGAACAGAACACAAGCUCGCAGUGAAUCUCUGAGCUUAUGUUCUUUGUUCCACCCUGAAAGACAAAACAAAUGAGCAAAUGGGAAAAAGAACCCAGUAGGAGAACUUUGAAGGGAAAACAUAUUCUGAAAGAUUCCUGUCUGCUGAGAGAGUCCUGUUUUUUUAUCCUGAGCAUCCUUUUCAAAACAAGAUCCUUCAGCUAUUGUGAAUGAGCCUUUGGGAACAGAUCUGGCUUCCAGCCCACUCUGCUGCUGGUUGUCCCUGUAAGGAGGCUGUGUGUUCUGAAGCACAGAGCCUGGACCGCAGGGAGGCAACACUCUGGUGCUGCAGCUGGAUGCCACGUCUGCUGUGGCAGAGUCAGCAGCAGCACUGACAUCGUGUCUGCCUGCCUGCUCCUGUGGCAUCUUCACCCUCCACUUGUUCCUAUGUCAGUGCCUGUGCCUGCUCUGCAGAGUGCUGCUCUGCAAAGAGCCAGAAAAAAAACAAACAGAGAACUGUUUGGCUAAAAUGAAAAAAAAAAAAUCUUAAAACUAAUUCUGUGACCUAACUGCAAAGUGGUGCAGAAGAGGAGCAGGACAUCUGGCUGUGAGGGGUUGUGGUGAUGGCUGGAAUGGUUCAAGCAUGUUUAUGAAAAGCCACAGUUGUUUGCUCUGUGGUAGUGGAUAAUGACUGCCUGAUUGUGAAGAAUUAACAUGGUGUGUCAUCUCUAGCCUCUUCUGUUUUGUUCCCGUCUUUCAAAUCAGAUUAUGAUAACCCUUGGGUACCCUUGGGUAAGAAAGUUUCCAGAUUCCAUUGACAUGCCAAAUUGUGCUGCUGAACUCUGCUACAAAUGCUUGGCCUCACUGACUUCAGGCAUAAUGCAAAGUUAAAUAUUUGGCCACAUUCUACCUGAAAGGUGAAAUAUUUGAACUAAUUUAAAUAUUGCCUGGCAUCGUUGAUCUGCUCUCAGGUUUUGUGUGAAUUAAGCUUUUCCUGGUUGGCUUCUCUACUUGUACUGCAGUUUUGGAGACCUGGAAGUGAUCUGAGUUGAGAUGUGCUGGAGGAAGGAGGUAACUGGUGUCUCACUGAUGUUCCAGUGACUCUCUCCCAGCUCCUGGGUUCCAUGUGGACCAUGGGAUCACUUCACAUGGCCACUGGCAGCCAUAAAUGCUCUUGAGUCACAUAGUGAACUUGGGUAAGUGCUUUUACAAUAUGUGUCUCAUGCUUGCUAAUUACUUUUUGGCUGCUGCAUCUAUAAACUGGUGCCUUCUCCAGGCAAUUUUUACAUGCCCUCUGCGAAGUUUUCAGACUAACUGCUGGCUCUUAAACAGUCAACCAGGCCUUGCUGUUGGGCUCAGAAUUUCUCUUCAGUACUCUUGUAAUCUGGAAGUUUGCUGCAGUUAGUGCAAAUACACAGUGUAAGAGAGAAAAUAAAAGGCUGUUCUCUGAUGUCAUGUAGAGUGAACAACUGAAACGUCAGUGCAGGAUGAGCCAGGAAAACUGCCAUUUUUCCCUGGCUGCAUGCCAUAUGGAAGAGACAGUGCCUUGGAAGGGAAGGAGCAGAGAAGUUUGCCACUGGCUCUGAUGAAUCCCAAUCCUGCUACUGAAGUUGGGAAUCCUCCCAUUGUCUUCAGUGUGAGCAAGAAAGGAUCUUAGGUGAGGAUGGAUGACUCUUUCCCUACUUGAAUGAAGUCUCUUGCCUAUUUAUGGGCCUGCUUCUAUUGAAACCAAGCCUGUUUUAGCCUUUUGGGUUCUUAGGGACCUGUUUGUAUAAAGCAACUUACCUACCUAUCUUUUUUUUUUUUCCUAUUGUGUGUAUUUUUUGUAUGUUCUGUUGGA